Molecule: messenger RNA, 1227 nt
Organism: Trichoderma breve
Lineage: Eukaryota; Fungi; Ascomycota; Sordariomycetes; Hypocreales; Hypocreaceae
Product: subtilase family domain-containing protein
Exons: 3
Coding region: 1-1227 (408 amino acids)
Biological process (GO): proteolysis
Molecular function (GO): serine-type endopeptidase activity
Source: RefSeq, a predicted model, not a curated record
AUGGCCUGGUUCAGGACUCUUGCACUCUUCUUGUUCACUGUCACGCCAUACGUCACAGCCCUCCCUUUGAAAACCACCAGACAAGGCUCGGUUCUGGAUGUAGACGGCCUUGCGGACGAGGAUUGGUACAUUGUGACUCUCCACAAGAACAUUUCGCCCUCUGCCUUCGCAAUACACCUCGCCAAAAUAAAUGACACCUACCACCACAACUCCUUGAACGAUGAGCAGAACAGACCCUCUGGAGUCGGAAAGACAUUUGCCAUUGGUGACUACCGGGGUUAUUCUGGAGUCUUCGAUAAAGACACUAUCGCCUUGCUCUGGAAAGAUGCAGAUGUAGCAGAAAUCGAGCGAGACGAGUUCUGUACUAUACAGGGGAAGCUUGUGACGCAGCGUCAUGCCCCCUGGGGCCUUGCGGCCUUGUCUAGCAAGAAGCCCGGUGGCAAGUCAUACCGCUACGACAAGAGCGCGGGCAACGGCACGUUUGCAUACGUGGUUGACUCCGGCGUCUUCACCAAGCACGACGAAUUCGGUGGGCGGGCUUCGGUUAGGUAUAGCGUAGAUCCCAGCGACUUGUCGGACGUCGAGGGACAUGGGACUCAUGUUGCCGGAAUCAUUGCGGGCAAGACCUUUGGCGUGGCCAAGCAAGCGGAAAUUAUCGGUGUCAAAGUGCUCCCCGACGGCGUUGGCAUCAUCUCGGACGUACUUGACGGUUUUCAAUGGGCGGUCCAAGACAUUGUCCUCAAAGGCCGCCAAAACCGUUCCGUCAUCAACCUGUCUAUUGCAAGUCCCUUUUCUAUCGCAUUCAAUCGUGCCGUUGAUGCUGCCUUUGAAAUGGGAAUUCUCAGCGUCGUUGCAGCUGGAAACGCAGGAAUGGAGGCCCGAAAAAUGUCUCCUGUAUCAGCAGCAGAAGCCUUGGCUGUGGGUGCCAUCAACAGCGAAUGGACACAGACUAUUUUUUCCAAUUUCGGCCCCGAAGUCAACAUCCAAGCCCCUGGUUACCACAUAGAGUCCGCCUAUAUUGGUACUGAGAAUGCGACCAACACCAUGAGUGGCACUUCAAUGUCGGCCCCUCACGUUGCCGGACUUGCCUUGUAUCUGGCUGCCUUGGAAAACACGAAAAAUGCAAAGGAGUUGAGAGACAGAAUCCUGGAACUGGGCGUCCAGGGCAAAGCGAAGGAACUCACGAGCGAUACCCCCAACUUGGUUGCUCACAACGGUGCUCGCUAA